AUGAUAGCAGCUCUCUCAGUUGCUCCUCGGUUUCCGGACUGCGUGGACUGGCAGAAAAUGCGUACCGUGGCCGUAUGGACCGCUUUCGUCUUAGCGUAUUCGAGCAGCCCAUUGGUGGCCGGUAUACGAUACAUCGAUCCGAUCUCAACUCAGUCGGGGACCACCACCGGCGACAUCGCCGAGAAGCGCGUUGACCUGACCGAGCCGACAUGCGAGGAACUGAGGGCUAUGUGGAGGUACACCAAACGACAGAGUAGAGCUGCUAAGACCACCACCGGAUACUCCCUUUAUUCCGAUCCGUUCUCUUACAAUAUGUGGAACCGUAACUCCGAACGCGCCAAGCCUCCCCUUAACUAUCGAGGCAGAUUCGCGGCGAGGGCACGAAAUCGCGCUGCUGGUAGCACUCCGAUUUACGGAAGAAUCGUGCACAAGACCCCGGCAGGAAGCAGGUUAAGGAACGGAAUGCGACAUUCCCUGCGGCCACUCGACAAAAUUCCACCGUUUUACGGAACGAUCAAUUCUUAUCCCACGUCGCCGAGACGACGGAUCACCAAUUUCCGCACAAUGGGUGGUGGUUCUCCUGCUUUGGCCCAAGUCCCACAAGCUGGCAGUUUUCAGCACUUGAAGGAGCUGCUUCGGGCCGAACGCAUCCGCGAGCUACAGGAGCAACACAAGGCUGAGGAAAUGGCGGGGAAUACGUCUGACUCCGAGGAAUCAACGGACGACGAGUAUCAAUCACCGAUGCAACAAUACCGGAAGCAAUUCUCGAAGACAACAUUGCGAAUCCCGACGAAAGCCAAUUACGAAUUCGGCCAGGGCCGAUAUCCGUCGAAUGUGCCGAAUAUUGGUCAGGCAUGGUCGAGGAGCGGACCUCAGUCCCGUGAAUACAUGUUACGUUAA
This is a messenger RNA of Dufourea novaeangliae, 900 nucleotides long. RefSeq lists its product as uncharacterized. NCBI's taxonomy places the organism in Eukaryota, Metazoa, Arthropoda, Insecta, Hymenoptera, Halictidae. Bases 1 to 900 code for a protein of 299 amino acids. The record is from RefSeq and is a predicted model, not a curated record. The transcript has 5 exons.